AUAAAUACCCCCAUCUAAAUGCAUUUAGAGCCCUCACUCAUUUCAAGUUUUCAAACCCCAAACACAAGCAAAAUUUUGAGAGAGAGAGAGAGAGAAAGAGAGAUGGAAGGUAUGGAACAUGAGCAUAUGGGAGUCAUGGCAUCACCAUCAUCCAUGAUGAGCGGCUCAAAUGGGAUGAUGCACCAUAAGAUGAUGAUGCACAUGACCUUCUUCUGGGGCACGAACGCCGAGGUGCUCUUCUCCAAGUGGCCAGGCUCAAGCACCGGCAUGUAUUACAUGUGUCUGCUCUUUGUCUUUGCCCUAGCUGUCAUCGUCGAGUGGCUGUCUCAUUGUCGUUUAAUCAAGGCUGGCUCAAGCGACGUCGUUUGUGGACUGGCCCAGACUUUCCUGCAUACCAUUAGGGUUGGGCUGGCUUAUAUGGUCAUGUUGGCCGUCAUGUCGUUUAAUGUUGGUGUGUUUCUUGUGGCUGUUGCUGGGCACGCUGUUGGGUUCUUGCUGUUUGGGAGUAGGGUUUCCAAGAAACCAGAUCCUGAGGAUGAAAAGGACUCUGAUCUUCCUCCUAUGAGUUGUUGAUUAUUUUUAUUAAUGGAAAUAUUAAAUGGGGCUUCUUCUUUUUUCUUGAUUUUAUGGAUUUCUUUUCAGA
This is a messenger RNA of Prunus dulcis (almond), 643 nucleotides long. RefSeq names its product copper transporter 6. The transcript has a single exon. Gene Ontology annotation, cellular component: plasma membrane. Gene Ontology annotation, molecular function: copper ion transmembrane transporter activity. Gene Ontology annotation, biological process: intracellular copper ion homeostasis; copper ion transmembrane transport. The record is from RefSeq and is a predicted model, not a curated record. Lineage: Eukaryota; Viridiplantae; Streptophyta; Magnoliopsida; Rosales; Rosaceae. The coding region runs from base 19 to 573 and encodes 184 amino acids.